GAGUCAGCUGAAGAAACUCUGCGUGAGAUCAUGGUCGGCCAGCCUCUUUUUCCCCGUUGCGCUCUUUGGAAUACAGUAUUGCUGCAGAAGUGUACAGGGGGAAAUGGUACAUCCAACAGUUAAAGUGUAACUGGGUAGCAUGGAGUGCACUGACAGCGGAAAGGAGCAGGGUGAUUGUAGUGGGAACAGCGAGACAGAUAUUGUGGACAUUCGUCCGCAAAGCCCUGCAGAACGGUUGAGGUGGUCUUUUGGUGGUCGAAGUGUGAGUUGGAGUACCGGAGGCAGUAGAAGAGACUCUGGCACUACUUAUAAUGCUCCAGGCUCUCCAAGCUCGCAGGACCCUACCAGUUCUGAUCGUGUGAUAGUGCAUGUAGACCUAGACUGUUUUUAUGCUCAGGUGGAAAUGAUCCGCAAUCCAGAAUUAAGAGGCAAGCCAGUUGGUGUUCAGCAGAAAUAUUUGCUUGUGACUUGCAACUAUGUGGCUCGAAAGCUUGGGGUCGAUAAAAUGAUGUUGGUAAAUGAAGCAAAAGAAAAAUGCCCUGAACUUAUUUUGGUAAAUGGUGAAGAUUUAUCAAACUACAGAGAAGUGUCUUACAAAGUUACUGAUUUGAUGGAAGAGUUCAGCCCACUGGUUGAAAGAUUGGGAUUUGAUGAGAAUUUUGUAGAUAUAACAGAGAUGGUGGAAAACAGGCUGAAGCAAUUCCAAAAUGGAAGUUUGUCAGAUGUGACUGUAGUUGGACAUACAUACAACAAUCAGUCAUUCAACUCUAAUAACAUGAGCCAUAUCAGGCUAGCUAUUGGGUCCCAGAUUGCAGCAGAGAUUAGAGCAGCGAUCCAUGACAGACUUGACCUUACAGGCUGUGCAGGAAUUGCAUCUAAUAAAUUGAUUUCCAAACUGGUAUCUGGAACCUUCAAACCCAACCAGCAAACAGUAUUAUUACCAGAAAGUGUUCUGACACUUAUGAACAGCUUGCCAGAGUUGAGAAAAGUACCUGGUAUUGGCCCAGGUACAGCCAGACGCCUUGCUUCACUUGCAAUAAGUAAUAUACAGGACCUACAGACUUUCCCUCUUGAAUUGCUGAAGAAGAAAGUUGGUGCUACUCCUGCCUUCCGACUGCACAAGCUGAGCUACGGUGAAGAUGACUCUCCAGUGACACCUUCAGGACCUCCUCAGUCUCAUAGUGAUGAAGAUUCCUUCAGAAGAUGCUCUUCCGAAGCAGAAGUACAGAAAAUACUUAAAAAAUUAGUUACAAACCUGCUGGAAAGGAUAAACAAAGAUGGAAGGCAACCACAUACAAUACGGUUGACAACACGUCGCUUUGCACCUGGUGUAUAUUUUAAGAGGGAGAGUCGACAGUGUCAGAUUCCAAGCCACAUUGUUCAGAAAUUUGGCACAGGGUGCUAUGAUAUUACAGCUCCACUGGUUGAAAUUUUACUGAAACUUUUCCGAAAGAUGAUUGAUGUGAGGUUACCUUUUCACAUUACACUUCUAAAUGUGUGCUUUUCCAAAUUGAAGACUACAGUUCCAUCUUUUAGGGGAUCUAUUGGAUUCUUUUUAGCCCAGAAAAAGUCAUCCAAAAUGGAUUCAUGUCAGAAAACAGAGUCUGAUUUUACUGAAGAUGAUUCAGAAGACAGUUGUCAAGACACAGUAUACAGCACAGAUGGUGAGACAAAUACCAUGGACCUUGAUCUAGAAACUGAAGAGAGUCCUAGUCCCCUUCCAGAAGUAUCUGAGAAAAAGCCAUCAGAAGUCAGCACUCAGGAAUUUCCAUUUCAUAAUCUUCCUUCUGGAAUCGAUCUGCAGGUGUUCACUCAGUUACCGGUUGAUAUCCAGUGGGAAAUUAUAACUGGUGCUGGUGGAAUAAAAGCUCCUUUUCCAAGUGUAUCCAAGCCCACAGCACCAUGUAGUCCAAAACAUAGUAAUCCAUCUUCACCUGUUUCUAAAACAAAGGUGUCAUUUUUUGCCCAAAAACUGCUUGAAAAUAAAGGAGCUCUUUGCGCUAAAGAUGAUCUGAAGCCAAGAUCCAUGUCACCUGGGAAGUCAUCCACAUAUAUUCAUUCCCAGCAGCAGUUCCAGAAUGACAAUGUGGUGGCACAUCCAUGUCCUUCUGAGCAUGAGGACCCUGAUGUAAUAAUACUUGAAGAUAGUACAGAUAGUAAGGUUGUAGAUUUGUGUGUGCCAACUUGUUCAGAUGUAAAACAAAUCUGCCAUGACACAGCUGAUUGCCUUGUUACACAAGCCAAUAAAUCUAAUACAUACUACUGUUCAAAGGAUACUUCUAGAAACGAGAGCUUGUUGGCACCCACAGUACAAAGUCCUUCAAAAUCAGUAGCAAAUUUUCCUCCUGAUGUGGAUCUCAGUGUUUUUUCAGAACUGCCUGUUGAUCUGCAGACUGAGCUGUUGUGUGAAUGGAAACAGAGGAGCCCCAUUUCAAAACUACAGGUGAAAAAACAUCAAGUAAAAUUACAAACUAGCAAAGGAUCAAAGUCAAGUGUAACAAGAUCUGUUCAAACAGAUAUACUGAGAUAUUUUAAACUUAAUCGUACAUAAAGUUACUGAAAUGGGAAAAGUAUUUGUGAUGUGCACUGCUUGAACAGUCAUACUGCAUUGUCUAUUUAGGGUUUGUCUGAGGGAGGGGGAAAAGGAAAUUCUAAUAAAAAAAGACUUAAUAUUUGCUUUAAACAGAAAAAAUAACAUAUUUAAAUAUAUUUGAACAGAAUGUGAAGUUGUCCUUUAUAAAUAAAUGGUGUAUAAUUUUCAUUGAUUAUA
Protopterus annectens (West African lungfish) is the source of this 2770-nucleotide messenger RNA. RefSeq names its product DNA polymerase iota (gene POLI). The record is from RefSeq and is a predicted model, not a curated record. Gene Ontology annotation, molecular function: DNA-directed DNA polymerase activity; damaged DNA binding. Lineage: Eukaryota; Metazoa; Chordata; Ceratodontiformes; Protopteridae. The coding region runs from base 140 to 2551 and encodes 803 amino acids. Gene Ontology annotation, biological process: translesion synthesis. The transcript has 10 exons.